Molecule: messenger RNA, 3699 nt
Organism: Aedes albopictus (Asian tiger mosquito)
Lineage: Eukaryota; Metazoa; Arthropoda; Insecta; Diptera; Culicidae
Gene: opa
Product: pair-rule protein odd-paired
Exons: 3
Coding region: 739-2490 (583 amino acids)
Biological process (GO): regulation of transcription by RNA polymerase II
Cellular component (GO): nucleus
Molecular function (GO): DNA-binding transcription factor activity, RNA polymerase II-specific; RNA polymerase II cis-regulatory region sequence-specific DNA binding
Source: RefSeq, a predicted model, not a curated record
GAGUGAAAACCGUUUAAAGUGAGAAUUCAUACAAAUGGCUGUGAGUGAGAGGGAUUUUGUGUGUGGGAUGUUAGAGCGAGAUCAGUAUACUCUCGCUGUGUUGUGAAACCCAAUCAUGCAAGUAAGCCGGGCAGCGGGAGGCGUGGCUUGGCAUUGCAACAACAACAACGCUUGGCUUCGCUCUCUCCUGCUCUGCCGUGCCGUCGAGCCGUCAGUAUGCUAGCAACGUUCGUCCGCUCAAUAGGAUACGGGGAUUCCUGUAGUGAGGUCAAAUCUUGAUAGAAUUUUAGAGUUUAGUCCCGCUGCGUGUGCCGUAUUGUAAACACCAUACUGCUGUGGCUCCUCACAGCGCGCUCCGGAGUGAGUUGUUUCAAGAGUUUCCUAAGGAAGACUACCGCCGUCGCUCCUGCAGCAGGAUUCUGCGGCGCUAACGUGGUGAUCACUCAGCGUGAAGGAGGCGAUUUCUCGGGGUUUCGUGAAGGAUUUUCAGGUGUCGCGUGCGGUCGCGAGUCGUACGUCUCCGUAUCCGGUCGUGAUAAUGAGAUUCAGUGGGUUUCAAGGUUGAAUGUGUAUCAGUGACAGUGGAAGGAGUUGAAGACAUAAACGGGGGUUACAUUGUUAAUGAAGAAAGUAUAGUACUUACCCAGUGACGAAAGAAGUGAAAAGAUUGCGUGUUUGCGUAACAGUGACAAGUUGUUAUCAGUGAAGAAGCUAGGUGUUCUAAAUUCGGUUAUCGAGAUGAUGAUGAAUGCUUUCAUGGACUCCAGUUCGACGGCACAUCACUCUCAUUUGGCAACGUUCGGGAUAAAAAUGUCUCCAGACCAUCUGGAGCAGAGCGACGUUGAAUCUACCAGUACUGGAAGCAUGCUGCCGCCGUCCACGGGAAGUUCCAACGUGCAAAGUGACAUGCUGUCGUCACAGUCCUUCUAUCAAUCAUCGGCUAAUGCGAGCAGUGCGUACAACUCGCAUCAUUUAUCACCGCCUUCGCACAUGAGUCACAUGGCUCCUUAUCACUCGAGGGAUUUCCUCGCCUUGAAGCGUGACAAUGAUUACUUUAGUUCCUCGGCCAGCGCCUCUGCCGACCCAACCUCAUUGUUCCACCAUCCUGCCGUUCAUGACAACUUGAACCAUCACUCGGCCAGUUCGUUGAGUAACCAUCACUUCCAUCAGCACCCGAUGCGAAUGGGUCUGUCGGCAGAUUACGCUCAUCCGUACCACCAGAGUAACUACCCUACGGUUCAUCAUCAGCACUUGGCUAAUCUUCCCGUUAAUCCCGGUACUUCAGGUGCAUUCUUCCGGUACAUGCGUCAUCCGCCGUCGAUCAAGCAGGAGAUGCAAUGCCUCUGGGUAGAGCCGGAUCAUCCUCCGCAUCAUCUUGGCCUCGGCCUGACAGCUCUCAGUGCCGCAUCCAUAGUGGCUGCGUCCGACGGCAGUCGCAAGACGUGCAACCGAGUGUUCCAGUCGAUGCAUGACAUCGUGUCGCAUCUCACGGUGGAUCACGUCGGUGGACCCGAGUGCACAACCCAUGCCUGCUUUUGGCUCGGCUGCACCCGCAACGGACGGCCCUUCAAGGCCAAGUACAAGCUGGUCAACCACAUCCGGGUGCACACCGGAGAGAAGCCGUUCCCCUGUCCGUUUCCUGCCUGCGGCAAAGUGUUUGCCCGAUCGGAGAAUCUCAAGAUCCACAAGCGCACUCACACCGGUGAAAAGCCGUUCAAGUGCGAGCACGAGGGCUGCGAUAGGCGAUUUGCUAAUUCAUCAGAUCGAAAGAAACAUUCACACGUCCAUACAUCGGAUAAGCCGUAUAACUGUCGUGUUAAUGGUUGUGAUAAAUCUUACACUCAUCCAUCAUCGCUGAGGAAACACAUGAAGGUCCACGGAAGUUUAGGAGAGAAGUCUCCAUCGCACAACUACGACAGUGACGGUGAGGAAUCGAGCUCAGAUAGUGUCAUAACCGGAGGGACGCAGACCCCGCCGUCGAUCAGCCGGCUGCAUGACAGUCACAGUUCGAGCAAACUGGGCAGUGAAUCGAUCAAUAACAACAACAAUAGCAGCAACAAUAACAACAACACGAAAUCACCAUCGACCAAUCAUCUGCUGUCACCGGUUGGAGGCGCCUCGACGACGUCCUCUUCGACAACGAACAGCGCCCUCUCGCAUCUAAGCCAAAACCAGCACCAUAACCUGCAUCAUCAUUCUCACCAUCAGCACUCCCACCACCAUCACCUUCAGAACCAUCCAAGUAGUCUGGGACCGCCUCAGCUGCAGCUCACACCAGCCUCCUCUGUUUCGCCGCAAGCUUCAACCACUGCCUCCUCGAUGCUCGUCGGACACCACAAUCAUCCCCUCCUUUACCACCACCCCCAGCACCAUCCCAACGAUUGGUACUCGGCAACGCCACCUUCCGGCCCAGACUCCAUGAACCCCCUGAACCACUUCAGCCACCAUCACCACCACCUGGUGCAUCACGGGCCUACUACGGCCUAUUGAGAGCAACUGUUGUUCGAUGAGCUCUGUUUCAACUACUGAAACCGUGGCAGCGCCACUGAGCUCAACCCCUUCCUGUCAGUCAUCGUGACAUCUCGCCACAUUCACCACCCAAACAGAAGCUCAUCCAUCCAACAAACUAACUUAAACUAAUAAAAACAAGGAUACGUAACUUUAAUAAGCAAAACCAAAAAACCAAAUGUAGCUAUUAGAGAAUCGUUAACUCAAUCCAUCAACUCACAUUGUAAAAAUUCGCGCGCCAGAACCGCAGAGAGGGAACCCACUUGUUGAAACUGUAUGUAGUCGUCAAGCAGAGACAUAGAAUUAUCCGCCAUUUUGUGCCUACUUGAGCUCUCCCUCUCUCUCUCUCAUUCAAGGUAGACAAACAAACAAACACUUAAAAUCCGAACAAGUCCAAAGUUUGAGUGCAUGAAACAGAGAAUCAUCCCACAUUUUCUUCUUCCUAGGCGAAAAUUUAUGUAAAAUAAAAAAAAACAAACUAGUGUAAAUAAAAGAAAAAAGGAAAUAUUUCAGCGAUGAAAAAUUCUGUGUGAUACGGACCGUUCCGUCGGUUCCAUUGUUCCCCUCGGGUAUCCUUUUUGUUUCUAUGGUAACGUUAAGCAUAAACGAAUUGUAAAUAAAAUUGAAAAACUAGCAGAAUUGCCAAUAAGCAGUGUACAGGUACAGCAGCAGGCUUAAGGAGAUAAUAUUGAGCAGCAGUUUUGUGUAAUGUAAUUUUGCGCCAGCCUCGGCGAAAGUGGCGGCAUCCAAGUUGACAGGUUUCCUUCGACGUUUCUCGCAUCAUCAGUCAGUGUGGGUGGUGGCGCCACCUACCUAGAUUAAACCAAGUGACAAACGGUGACACGUGUAAGUUUCCGUUUCGUUUUUUCUCUCAGUGUAGAUAUGUAGUUGGGGCAAUUUGGAUACAGAUGAAAGGCUUGGUGCAGAUGAAAUUAUAAUGAUUUUAUACAGUAUAAUAGUGUAUUUAUUUUAUUUUUUCACGAUUAUUGGUUUGGUACUUAGACUUGAACCGCAAGGUAGGUCCUAGUGAUCUGAAGGUAGGAUUGUAAAAUAUGUGUCAGAAGCAAGGAGUUUAAGGUUACGGAGUGAUGAAGAAAUUAUGGAACAUUUUUGGUUCAGCUGAAUAAAGUAUAUUUUAGAGUAGCAAUUCAUUGAGUAUCGGUGAAAUAGAUAUUUUAAACAAUGUAAUAA